Messenger RNA from Effrenium voratum, 336 nucleotides. Lineage: Eukaryota; Dinophyceae; Suessiales; Symbiodiniaceae. The record is from the annotation of a GenBank genome assembly.
AUGCGUUUUCAUGGCCUGCCCUUCAGCUGGGCUCGUGGAAUUUUUCUGGCGCUUGCCGCCGCGACCGGUGUGUGGGCCAAGGGCACCAGCAAUUGCCCGGAGGGUGCGGCCUGGUUAGAGGACCUGAACUCGUACAACAAAUUUCCGGUGAACACGUGGGUGCCGAGCUUGGACUUUCGGGACAUUUCCUUUACCAUGAUUGCGGACAUCUACGUCUACGACCCUGCCAGGAGCGUGGACCUGCUGGUUGGGAAAUCAAGGUGCGAACGCAAAUUCCGGACAAUUGCAGUUGUGCCUGACCAGUACUCAGCUCAGGUUUGGUUUCUACCUCAAUGA